AUGAUGAAGAAACUGAUCCAUCUACCUCAUGAAUGUCCAAAUAGGCUCGGUUACAUCCCCCUGAGAUGUGACGACCCAAACGUUCUUCUUGAGAAGGAAAGGGAAAACCAAUGUAAAUUUGACCCAUGUGGCUGCUCUAACUGUAACCCAGACCAGCAUUCAGUAAUUGUUCAAAACCUCAAGAAUCUUACGGUCAAUAAUAUUACCGGUUUUUUGGAGUGUCCAGUGGACUUACCUAGCCAUCUGGAUGAAAACUCUUCAAGUGUUGCCUUGCUUGAUCCAACUACUGCCACUUGUCCAGUCACCGAGAUGAUACGCCUGUCUUCUACCAAAAAUAAGCUGGUGCCAGGAUUGGAAGCCUUUGCGACUCACUUGUUUGAGCGCCUUCGAGAGUUCUUUCAAUCAAAAUACAAUGAGGAAGAUUGCUACUUUGCGCCCGAAGAAGUUUUCAGUAUUCGAGAUGCACGUGCUGCUGUCCUGGCCACUGAAAAAGGAUUCCAGAAGGAUCGCCUGGAGGUUAUUGUUGGAAAUUUGAUACCAAGUCAGAUCGAGUUCUUACAUGUCUGCAUAGAAGAAUACCGUGGUACCAAUGCAUACAAAGAAUAUACUCGCCUUCAAAGCACCAACAAGUCGAAAAAAUCCAAACAGCAAUCACUCAUAUUGUCCAACCAGGUUUCCAACUCAGUACAGCAUCUCGAUCCACUGUUAUUUGAAUCAUCAUUGUCUGCUUUGCAACAAGCUCCAAGAAAGACAAAAAGGCAACAAGCCGCUGAAGAGAUUAAAAAGAGGACGGCUGCCAAGCGCGAAGUCAAAAAAGCUCAAAAUGCCAUUGAUGAGAAAAAGAAAAGAGAAGAAGCUAUAAAAAAGGCCAAUUUGAGGGCAAAAAAGAAGGAAGAGGAGGAUAAAGCUAAGGAGGAGCGCAAUCACCGGUCGGCCAAACGAAAGUCCAACAAGGAUGCCAAUGAGGCCCAUCAGGCAAAGCGGAGUAGGCGAACGCAACAAGAUCUGCAAGAGUUUCACUUGAGUACAACCUAG
Molecule: messenger RNA, 1035 nt
Organism: Puccinia triticina
Lineage: Eukaryota; Fungi; Basidiomycota; Pucciniomycetes; Pucciniales; Pucciniaceae
Exons: 1
Coding region: 1-1035 (344 amino acids)
Source: RefSeq, a predicted model, not a curated record